This is a messenger RNA of Rotaria sp. Silwood2, 1833 nucleotides long. The record is from the annotation of a GenBank genome assembly. NCBI's taxonomy places the organism in Eukaryota, Metazoa, Rotifera, Eurotatoria, Philodinida, Philodinidae.
AUGCAAAAUAAUCAAAUAGCUUUUCAAGAUGCUAUAGCGCGUGCUCAACAAGUCGCUCAAAAAUUAGCAGCAUCAGCACCAAAUGCUAAUAAAAAUUCUCCGUUGAAACGACCAAAUAGUGAAGAAGAUAGUUCGGCAAAACGUGCAGCAAACAAUUCUCCAACGCAAACAAAUUCUUUACCACCACCUGUAUUACGUGCACAACAGAUAGCACAACAAAUAAAUUCGCAAUUAGGUGUAAAAACAUCAAAUGAUUCAAUAUCAUUACCACUUUCAAAUCAAUUAACAUUUCAAGAGGAUUAUAAAAUUCCUGAUAAAUUUGUCGGUCUUAUUAUUGGUAAAGGUGGUGAACAAAUAAUUCGACUUCAAGCUGAAAGUGGUUGUAAAGUACAAAUAUGUCAAUUACGACCAGAACCUUUACCUGGCGGUCCUAAUCCCCCUGAUCGUUUAGCAAAUUUAUGUGGUACAAGAGACGCUAUUGAAAGAGCUAAACGUAUAAUGGAUGAUAUUAUAUCAAGGGGAAAAAUGACUGAAAGUGGUUCAACAAGUAUUAAUCCAUAUUCAAUGGGAGGAACGAAUAUUAAAACAAUUGAUGUUAUGUUACCAUCAGCUAAAUGUGGUUUAGUUAUUGGUAAAGGUGGUGAAAAUAUUAAGCGAGUAUCUGAAGAAUUCGGUGUUAAAAUGUAUGUUGUUCAAGAUUCAGCAGAUGUUGAUGGAAUUGAACAUAAACCAUUACGAAUUAUGGGUGAAUCUGAUCGAGUUGAGCGUGCUAAACAAUAUGUACUUGAUUCAUUAUCAAAAUCAGGUGGUUUACCUAACUCAACAAAUCGUUUUAAUGCCAAUCAAAAUAGCACAACAUUAAAUGAUUCGAACUCACGAAUGGGUAAUACACCCAUAACUGGCCCAUGUAAUGAAGCAAUUUAUCAUGUACCUUAUGAUAAAGCUGGAAUUAUUAUUGGCAAAGGUGGUGAAAGUAUUAAAGAAAUUAAUCGAAGAUCAGGAGCUUUCGUUGAACUUGAUAAAACUCAUAUGGCAACAGUAGGAAAUUCAUCUGAGAGAGUAUUUAAAUUACGUGGUACACCUGAACAAAUAGCUACAGCACAACAAUUAAUGUAUGAAAAAGUUGUGAAUAGUCCUGGUGGUCCUGGUGAUAUGUUAACACCAAUACUAUUCCAACAACAAUUUAAUUUACCAUUACUUGGAACGAAUCCAAUCGAAACAUGGAAUAAUAAUAAUGAUCAAUAUGGAAAUAGUACAAAUAAUAAUGAUCCUUAUAGCCAAUGGGCAAAUGCUUAUGGACAAUGGCCACAAUUAAAUUCCUAUGAUCAAAGUACAUCAAAAAAUGAUAAUAAUUCACCAGCAUCAAAAACUACUGCUUCAGACAUGACACAAAUGGAUCCAACUUGGUUAGCUUAUUAUCAACAAAUGAAUUAUUAUAAUAUGAUGCAAUCAAGCAUGACAGGAAAUACAUCGACUAGUACAACUGCAACAAAAUCAACAGAUUCAACAGUAAAUACAAAUAAUACUAGUUCGACAGCAGCAGGGAUAAAUCCAACCACUGGACAGCCAGAUUAUAGUCAACAAUGGAUUGAAUAUUAUCGAUCAAUCGGACAAAAUGAAUUGGCUGAUGAAAUCGCUCGACAAAUGAAAGCGUCUAAUUCCAAUACAGCAUCUGCAACCACAACUAAUUCAACUACAAAUGCAGCACAAGCAACAGCUACUGCUAUGAUGAUGUCAGCGAGUAAUCCUUGGGCUGCUUAUGCUCAGCAAUGGGUCGAUGCAGCAGCAUCGAACACUACAAAUGGGACUAAUUCAUCAACAACAUCUUCUUAA